AUGUCCGACAGCAAUUCUAUCUUGACUUACGACAAGCCCGCUGCGAGUCACGAUGACAGGGAUGAUGUAGUUCCACUCACAAAAAGAGCCACCAUUUGUGGUGACAACGAUGAAUAUGUCAUGUUGGGUGAUCAAAGAUACCUUAGACAUGAAUUAAUGUUUGCCUUUGGAGGUAGAUUCCAAUCUGAAAAGUUGGCUCCUGCUCCAGUACACAAGUUCGGUAAUGUUGCUGCUUUAGGAAUGUUUUCCUUUGCACUUAAUUCAUUUAUUCUUGGACUUUACAAUUUAAAGGUUAAAGGUAUACAGAGUAUUGAAGUUGCUGUUAGUAUGAUGUUCUUUUGUGGAGGAUUAUUACAAUUUCUUUCUGGUGUCUGGGAAAUGGUUAUUGGCAACACAUUUGCAGCAUUUGCCAUGUGUUCCUUUGGAUGCUUCUAUAUCUCUACUGGUGCUUUGUAUGUUCCUGCAUUUGGAAUGGCUGAAGCUUAUGCUACAGCUCCAGAACAAUUUCCUCAAGCAAUGGGCUUUGUUUGUAUAGGAUGGGCCAUUACUGCCUUUAUAUGUGUUAUAAUAUUGUUGAGAUCAACUAUCCCACUUAUCCUCAUCUUUGUAUCUGCAUGCUUGUCAUUUCUCACACUCGGUAUACAGCAAUUUACUCACAGUGAGGCUGCAGGGAAAGCAUCUGCUGUUUUCAGUAUUUGUGUUGGUGUUUGCGGGUUUUACAAUGGUUUCGCAGGCGUAGCCAAUAGUCUGAACUCAUACAUCAAACUUCCAAUCACCCAAUUGACAUCCCUUGGGAUCUCACAGGCGUCGCUUGAUUUCAAGUCAACGACGUUGGAAUCUGACAGAUUUGUCUGUGUAAGAGAAUCCACCAGUAGUGGGAAUUCAGUGGCAAUUGUCGAUUUACAAAACAACAAUGAGAUCACAAGAAAGAAUAUGAGUGCUGAUAAUGCCAUUAUGCAUACAAAGGAAUUUAUCAUUUCUUUAAGAGCUAAUGGUACUACUUUGCAAAUCUUCAAUUUGGGUACGAAACAAAGAUUGAAGUCUCAUACUAUGAACCAACCAGUAGUCUUCUGGAAAUGGCUUGAUGAUGCUCAUUUGGGUUUAGUAACCACUGAUUCCAUCUAUUAUUGGAACGUUUUUGACGGUACCAAUGAUGCUCCAAUCAAAUUGAGUGAUAGGCACCAUUCAUUGGCAAAUUGUCAAAUCAUCAACUUUGUGGCUGAUUCUGAUUUAAAUUGGUUUGCCGUUAACGGUAUUGCUCAGGAAGAUGGUAGAAUUGCUGGUCAUAUCCAAUUGUACUCCAAAUCAAGAAGUAUUUCCCAAGCAAUUGAAGGUCACGUGUCCAAAUUUGCUUCAAUUAGAUUACCUGGUGCCUCAAGCCCUACAAAGGUUUUCUGUGUAGGUAACAAGAAUGCCCAAGGUCAAGGUAAUUUACAUAUUAUAGAAAUUGACCAUGUCGAAGGGAACCCUCCAUUUCCAAAGAAAGCAGCUGAUAUCUUUUUCCCUCCUGAUGCAGCAAACGAUUUCCCUAUCAGUUUACAAGCUUCAGACAAGUACGGUGUUAUCUACAUUUUGACCAAAUAUGGUUUCAUUCACUUGUAUGAUAUUGAAACAGGAGCCAAUUUGUUUGUCAACAGAAUCACCGCUGAUCCUGUGUUUACUGCGUCUUCCUACGAUAAUGGCACCGGUAUAGUCACUAUCAACAAAUCUGGUCAAGUUUUGAGUGUUACUGUUGCUAAGGAUAAGAUCAUCCCAUAUGUUUUGGAAAAGUUGUCUAAUGUUCCAUUAGCUCUUUCUUUGGCUUCUCGUGGUGGUUUCCCUGGUGCAGAAUCUUUAUUCACCCAACAAUUCCAAAACUUUUUGAAUCAAGGUGAUUACUCCAACGCCGCCAAAGUAGCUGCUUCCUCGGAGCAAUUGAGAACCCAAGAUACUAUCAAUAAGUUGAAGAAUAUUACUCCACAACCGGGUCAAAUAUCCCCCAUAUUGCAGUAUUUUUCUACCUUAUUGGAUAGAGGUACCUUGAAUAAGUACGAAUCUAUUGAAUUGGCCAAGCCUGUUUUACAACAAAACCGUAAGGAAUUGUUUGAAAAAUGGUUGAAAGAAGAUAAGUUAACUAGUUCCGAAGAAUUGGGUGACGUCGUUAAGUCUUACAGUGAUGCUACUUUGGCACUUGCAGUUUACAUUAGAGCUAACGUUCACAUUAAAGUAGUUGCUGCAUUAGCUGAAAUUGGCCAUUUCGAUAAGAUUUUACCAUACUGCCAAAAGGUUGGAUUCUCACCUGAUUACACUCAUUUGAUUCAAAACUUAGUGAGAGUGAACCCUGACAAGGCUAGUGAAUUUGCUACAUCUUUAUUGGGUAACAGUGAUGCUAAUUUGAAUGUGGAGAAUAUAGCUGACUUAUUCUUUUCCCAAAACUUUAUUCAACAAGGUACUGCUUUCCUUUUAGAUGCCUUGAAGAAUGAUUCUCCAGCGGAGGGCCAUUUGCAAACCAAGGUUUUGGAAAUUAAUUUGCUCCAUGCUCCUCAAGUAGCUGAUGCCAUCUUAGGUAAUAGCAUGUUUAGUCAUUACGACAAACCAACUAUUGGUAAGUUGUGUGAGAAGGCAGGAUUAUUCCAAAGAGCAUUGGAACAUUACGAUGACUUGAAGGAUAUUAAACGUGUUAUCGUUCACACCAACGUCUUGCCUAAUGAUUGGUUAGUUGGUUAUUUUGGUCAAUUGAAUGUUGAACAAUCUGUUGCUUGUAUCAAGGAGUUAUUGAGUAACAACAUGCAACAAAAUUUGCAAGUUGUUAUCCAAGUUGCUACCAAGUACUCCGACUUGAUUGGUCCUUUGACUUUGAUAAAGAUCUUCGAAGACUACAAGUGUACUGAAGGUGAAUACUACUACUUAUCUUCUAUUGUUAAUUUGACGCAAGAACCUGAUGUUGUGUUCAAGUAUAUUGAGGCCUCUGCAAAGAUGAAGCAAGUUAAAGAAAUUGAAAGAGUUGUUAGAGACAACAACGUGUAUAAUGGUGAAAAGGUCAAGAACUUCUUGAAGGAAUUCAAGUUAGAUGACCAAUUACCAUUGAUCAUUGUUUGUGACAGAUUCGGCUUUGUUCAUGAUUUGGUUUUAUUCUUGUACAAGAACCAAUACUUCAAGUUUAUUGAAGUUUAUGUUCAAUCAGUUAACCCAGCUAACACACCUCAAGUUGUUGCUGGUUUAUUGGACGUUGACUGUGACGAGAAUAUUAUUAAAAACUUGUUAUCCACUGUUUUAGGUAGAGUUCCCAUCAAUGAAUUGGUUGAAGAAGUUGAAAAGAGAAACAGAUUAAAGAUCUUGUUGCCAUUCUUGGAGAAGACCUUAGAGGGUGGUUCUAAUGAUCAAGCUGUGUACAACACUUUAGCAAAGAUCUAUAUCGACUCCAAUAAUUCACCUGAAAAGUUUUUGGAAGAAAACAACAGUUACGACACUUUGGUUAUUGGUAAGUACUGUGAAAAAAGAGACCCCUAUUUGGCUUAUAUUGCUUACUCCAAGGGUGGGAACGACGAUGAAUUAAUCAAUAUUACAAAUGACAAUAAGAUGUACAAAUACCAAGCUAGAUACUUGUUGAAAAAGUCUGACUUUGGACUUUGGGAUAAGGUAUUGAUUUCCGAUAACGUACACAGAAGAUCAUUGAUUGACCAAGUGAUUUCCACCGGUAUUCCUGAAUUGACUGAUCCUGAGCCAGUCUCAAUUACAGUUAAAGCAUUUAUGGAAAAUGACUUGCCUCAUGAAUUGAUUGAGUUAUUGGAAAAGAUCAUUUUGGAACCUUCCCCUUUCAACGACAACACUUCUUUACAAGGCUUGUUGAUCUUGACUGCCAUUAAAGCUGAUCCUUCCAAGGUCACUACCUAUGUCGAGAAGUUGGACAAGUACGAUCCUGUUGAAAUUGCUCCAUUAUGUAUUGACAACCAGUUAUACGAAGAAGCAUUUGAAGUGUACGAUAAGUUUGAAUUAAGAAAUGAUGCGAUGAAGGUUUUGGUAGAAGACAUUAUGUCUUUGGAUAGAGGGGAAACAUAUGCUGAAAAGUAUGAUACUUCUGAAUUGUGGUUCCAAUUGGGUAAUGCUCAGUUGAACGGUUUAAGGAUCUCUGAAGCCAUUGAUUCAUAUGUGAAAUCCAAGAACCCAGCAAAUUAUGAGCAAGUUAUUGAAAUCGCUGAACACGGUGGAAAGGAGGAAGAAUUGAUCAAGUUCUUGGAUAUGGCCAGAUCUUCCUUAAGAGAACCCGUGAUUGAUGGUGCCUUGAUUAAUGCUUAUGCUUCAUUGGAUAAGUUGAGUGACAUCGAGAAGUUUGUUGCUGGCCCUAACGUAGCAGAUUUGGAAGCUAUUGGUGAUAAGUUGUUUGAAGCCAAGAACUACAAGGCUGCAAAGAUUUUAUUUAGCAACGUUUCAAAGUACUCUAAGUUGGCUACAACCUUGGUUUAUUUGAAGGACUACCAAGGAGCCGUUGAUUGUGCAAGAAAGGCUUCCAAUACGAAUGUUUGGAAACAAGUGAAUGAUGCUUGUAUUGAGAACAAGGAAUUUAGAUUGGCUCAAAUUUGUGGUAUGAAUUUGAUUAUUGAUGCUGAAGAAUUACCUGCAUUGGUUAGAAUCUAUGAACACAAUGGUUACUUUAAAGAAUUAAUUGGACUUUUUGAAAGUGGGUUGGGUUUGGAAAGAGCUCACAUGGGAAUGUUCACUGAAUUAGCCGUUUUGUACAGUAAGUAUAGUCCAGAAAAGGUUAUGGAACAUUUGAAGUUAUUCUGGUCAAGAAUUAAUAUUCCAAAGGUAAUUUCAGCAUGUGAGGCUGCUCAUUUGUACCCUGAAUUGAUCUUUUUGUACUGUCAUUAUGAAGAAUGGGAUAAUGCUGCUUUGACAAUGAUUGAGAAGUCAGAAGUAGCCUUUGAUCAUCUGUCAUUUAAGGAAAUCAUUGUUAAGUGCCCAAACUUGGAGAUUUACUACAAGGCGAUCAACUUUUAUCUUAACGAAGAACCAACAUUAUUGGUCGAUUUGUUGUCUGUAUUGACCCCCAAAUUAGAUCUACCAAGAGUUGUUGGUAUGUUUGUUAAGUCUGACAACUUACCAUUGAUCAAGCCAUUUUUGGUUGCUGUAUUGGAGAAGAAUAAUUCUGUUGUGAACUCUGCAUACCAUGAAUUAUUGAUUGAAGAAGAAGAUUACAAAUCCUUAAGAUCUUCCAUUGAGAAUGAAUCUAACAACAGAUACAAUAAGUUAGAAUUGGCUGAGAAAUUGGAGAACCAUGACUUGAUCUUCUUUAGACAAAUCUCUGCUACUUUAUAUACUAAGGAGAAGAAGUUCAAUAAGGCCAUUUCUAUCUUAAAGAAUGAUCAAUUGUGGUCUGACUUACUUAAGACAGCAGCCCUUUCCAAGUCUAGGAAGAUUGCCCACGAGUUGUUGGACUAUUUCGUUGAAACAGGGAAUCGUGAAUGUUUUGUUGCCUUGUUGUAUGUUUGCUACAGCUUGAUUGAUCACGACUACGUGAUGGAGUUGGGUUGGUUACACGAAUUAACCAACUUUAUUAAGCCAUACGAGAUCUCUAUUGCUUAUGAGAACCAAAAGAAGUUGAACGAAGUCUAUGCUGAUUUGAUUAAGAGAAAGAAUAGUGAAGAGGCUGAAGAAGACCAAAAGGGUAUCAACCAACCUUUAAUGAUCACCAAUGGUAGUUUAGGCUUUCAACCAACUGGUGCUGGCUUUGGUAAUGCCUUCUAG
Molecule: messenger RNA, 5724 nt
Organism: Lizanozyma spartinae
Lineage: Eukaryota; Fungi; Ascomycota; Pichiomycetes; Serinales; Debaryomycetaceae
Gene: CHC1
Product: clathrin heavy chain
Exons: 2
Coding region: 1-5724 (1907 amino acids)
Biological process (GO): receptor-mediated endocytosis; Golgi to endosome transport; intracellular protein transport
Cellular component (GO): membrane; clathrin coat of coated pit; clathrin coat of trans-Golgi network vesicle
Molecular function (GO): structural molecule activity; clathrin light chain binding
Source: RefSeq, a predicted model, not a curated record